Molecule: messenger RNA, 1384 nt
Organism: Cimex lectularius (bed bug)
Lineage: Eukaryota; Metazoa; Arthropoda; Insecta; Hemiptera; Cimicidae
Gene: pasi2
Exons: 6
Coding region: 113-877 (254 amino acids)
Source: RefSeq, a predicted model, not a curated record
AUUAAUUCACUCAGCUCAGAAAGUGAGAUCGGCCCAACCCCAGUAAAUAAAUAAUACACAGGUCACGCCUAUUUUUGUUUUCGUACUUAAAAAAAAAAAAUACAGGCAUUAAAUGGCAGUGUUGACGAACCCAGGUACGGGGACACCAAGCAUUUACUCCCAUGUAACCAGAUCGACUUCAAAUCUCAAAUCAACCCGUUCGCUCAGAUCACUGAAGAUCCCCUGGUACCGGAGGCCAUUGGUGCAGGAUGCUUACUUCCUCGAUAUCCAAAGGGGUGCCCUGAUCGCUGGAACUUAUUCUUUGUUCCUGAGUAUAUUCACAGUCAUAUUUGGCGUCUUUGAUCUAUACUCUCUGGCCUUGGCUGCUCCUGGUUCGACUCACUACGGUUUCUACUUCAUCAGCUAUGAGUUUGUCUAUGUUGGAAACAAACAUGUGCGAAACACUCUUAUCUUGUUUGCAUUGUUUUCUGUGAUAUCAGCAAUGACCGUUUUUGUUUCGAGCAUAAUGUUAAUAAUGGCGUUGAGAAAGGAACAUGAGAAAAAAAUUGUACCAUGGUUAUACUGUUUUGCAAUUUUUUCCAUCAUACGCAUCCUAGCCUCUCUGUUCUUUUCGAUCGUGAAUGACCUCAUCUUCGGUUACAACAUCAUGAUGGUGUUUUUUUGGACAAUAUUCUGCAUUCUCAAUGUCUAUUCUUGGAUUCUCAUCUAUUCGCUGUACCUGGAGUUAGCUGAUCUCACCAAAUUAGAGGACCUCGCUCAUCUCAGGCUGAGCACAAUGGCGUCGUUAGCUGCGUCAACAACCAACUCCAUUGCUGGAUCACGGCCUACAACGCCUUACAGUACAGUUUAUACAAUCCCAACUCCGACGCCCGUCUAAUGGAUGAAGCCAGUCAUGCUUCUACGCUUGAAGUCAACCCUAACCUAAGACUAACUACAUUUAUUUUAUCUCGUUCAUAUUAGGUUUUACUACUGCAGUAUCUUAACAAGAUCUUAUUAAUUUAUUAGAUUGUAUAGAUAUAUUUGUAUAAUUAUCGAGUAUAAAUCAGUCUGAAGUAUAUAAUUUUUUUAAAUAUAUUCAAUACGACUUUAAUAAAGUCAAUAAAAAAUUAUGAAAAAACAAUCAUUGUGUAUUUAUAAUCUUCAAAAAUGCUGUAUUAAUGUCACAAUUCAGUUGGAAAAAUAAAGACUGCAAUAUAUCCGUCCAAGAGAAUUUGAUGUGAUUUUGAAAUAUUGUUAUUUUUCUAAAUAAAGACAGUUCAAACAGAGAAUGUUAAUCUAGGUUUGUAAGGUAAAUAAGUUAUUUUUUAUAUUCAUUUAUUUCAUAUAUCUAAUUUUACUUAUGUACUUGAAAUUGAUUUUUAUAUAAUAAAUGUUACCCAACAUA